UUUCUCAACGAACCUAAAUUUAGACUUUUAGAGGGCUCAGAGGGUGAUCGAAUUUCGCGUCACAUAUUUAUUUGAUAGCAAUUGUUUCAACUCGUUUCUUCGUUUCGCGUAGAAGAGUUCUAAGUCAUUCUGAAGGGAAUUUUUCGAGAAGGAACCCGCUUCGAUUGAGCAGAUUAACGACGAGAAAUUUUUUUAGCCAGCACACGUGCCGUGGAUAACGUUUCAAUUGCAACAUCGUGAAGGCAGACUGUCAUCUUCAUAUUUCACGGUUGCUCUCGUGAUGGAAGAAGGAACUGGAUAAACCAGACAGGCAAUUUCGCGUUUGUUGAGUAGAGGAUUGUAGUUUCGCUUACUACUGAAGAGCGCUUUCGGAAAACGACCGUUAAUUUUGAUUCUGGUGAACAGUAGUUCGCGAAAUGACGACUAACCCCCGCUUUCAUCGACAACACUGUUUCUUAUGCGAUCUUCCGCACUCACCGUGGGCAAUCCUUCAGGAUUUCAGCGAACCUGUUUGUCGUGGCUGUUGUAAUUACGAAGGGCCUGAUCGAAUUGAGGAUGUAAUACAUUACUCGAGAAUUUUAAGACGAACGUGGGAAAAUAACGAGCUAGCGCAUAGAAAUCGGGGAGCGAAAACAGAACGCUUGAAUUCAGCGGGAUCGUCUAUAUCUUCCACUCCAAGUCCGCCACCCACCAACGGUACCAACUACACGGCACCAUAUUCAGAGCAAAGAAAAGGAGCUGGGAAACAUCAGAAUGCCGUCAGGCAUAGCGAGGAAGGCAUGGAAAAUUCUCAUGGACACGGGGGUGGCGAAGCUGUAAAUGGACCUGGCUCGAAAGCAAAUCGACCUCCAGGAAAUAUUGGUUCUCGCGAAAUGGAAAGACGAGGGUCUGGUUUCAACAUGGAAGACGCUAGGCAUUCGCUGCCAAACGGAAAUGCGUUACAAAGGCAUCAUCCCCCCUUGACCCCAAACGGACCUCAGCAGAAUUUUGUCGAUGAUGGACAACGGCUGGAACUCAUAAGGGAAACACUAGCUAGUCUGAACAGAUCUUGCCCGUUUGAUAUCAGAUUCAAAAAAGAUCAUGGUUAUGUCGGCCGCGUGUUUGCUUUCGACGUUAGCUGUAAGCCUGGGGUUGACUAUGAACUUAAAAUUUUCAUCGAGUACCCUCGAGGCUCUGGUUGCGUUUUUCAAAGCGCAUCAGGAGUCGCCAAACAGAUGUACAUGGAGUCUUUGAAGGAAAUGGCAAAGCCACUUUCUUCUGGGUUCAAGUAUUUAGAGUACGAGAAAGAUCGUUCCAAAGGGGAAUGGCGUUUGCUGGGAGAAUUUCUUCCUGAACCGGUGCGAUUGUUCAAGGAAGCUGUCAAUCACGAAUUUCUCGCCAAACCUCAGCUUGAUGCGGAAUUUCCAGUUCUACCCAAUGUGAAUCUCAGCUUCAAUCGCUCAGGCCCCCAGUAUGCGAGAAAGCGAAAAGGUGCUAUUGAUUUAGAAGAAUUUGAGGUAGCAGCUGGAAAACGUGCAGGAGCCAUGCAUGGGCGCAUGACUCGGGAUGAUGCCUUGCACAGCGUUUGGGUGCAAAAUCAAACAGCUGAUGGUGUCAAACUACCAGUUCAUUUGCCAGGAACACCACUUCCCCCAGGGACCCCAGUCAGUUCUAUACCAUCUGCCUCAGUUCCACCCAUGGUGUCACUGGCUGUCUCAAAAGGUGCACCGAGCCUAGCAGUGGCUGAACAUCCCCGUACACAAGUAAAAUCUCCUAUGGGCACCAUGAUGAAUCGAUUUGAAAUACCACCCACCUCAGUGCUUCGUGAAGAUUCGAGGAAUGGUCCGAAUACUCUUGUUGCUGGUUCACCAGGCAGUGAGAGAUUGUCACCACGCCCACAUCAAUCGCCCAGACCCUCACCUAGCUCUGGUGGAGCUAAAGGCCCAGAUGUAGCUGAAGGUGACUUGAAGGGAAGGGGCUCCACAGUGAAUAUUCUGACUUGUAGUCUUUGUCGUGACAAGCUUGAAGACACCCACUUUGUGCAGUGCCCAUCUGUUCCUCACCACAAAUUCUGUUUCCCUUGUUCACGUGAAAGUAUCAAGAAGCAAGGAGCUGGUUCAGAAGUUUUCUGUCCAAGCGGAGAGAGAUGUCCAUUACAAGGCAGUGAUUUGCCUUGGGCAUUCAUGCAAGGAGAAAUUGCAACCAUUCUUGGAACUGAAUACACUGUGAAAAAGGAAAAAGAAACAUAGGGAUAGGGUUAAAUUUUUUUCUGCUUUCACAGUAUCAAAUUUAGUCGUUAGCAAGAAACAUUAUUUGUGUGUGGUUCUUAUGAACUUGUAUCUUGUGUAUUAUGUAUGGUGAAAGUUGCCUCACAAAUUACGUGCAUAGAGUGAUUUGUAUGAGAAGUUUUGGUAAUAUGCUUCCAAGAAGAUUUCCUGAAAAUUUACAAUGCAUUUUGUGAAAUGGUGUUUUUAUAGUAAAUUAGUAAUUUAGUGAGUUUUUAAUAGCACAUUUAAUGUCUGGAAAUGACCAGUUUGUCAUUUCUCCCUACAAUUUAAAUGUGUGAUCCAGCAAGCAGGCAAUAAAAAUAGACACACUCGCAAUCUGAGGGUGUUAAUUAGCAAAUGUCAAAUUCUGGGAUCUCCAGCUAACAAAAAAAAAAAUGUAUAAUUCAUCGGAGAAUUGCAAAUUGCAUCCAAAUUGCUAAAGGUUCAAGAACAAAAUAAUGUCAGAGUUCUUAAUAGUUAAGGGUGAGGACACCCAGUUUUCAUGCGAUUUGUUCUUCUUUGUUACUCAUAAGAACUUGUCUGUGUGGAUUCAAAGUUGCAUGAAUAUGUGAAUGCAGGUUCUUAAAAUUUCUCUAUUUUGCAAGGUAUUUACAAAAGGCUGGAUAAGGUUAAUUUCUUCCAUCAUGAAAUGUGGCAGAAGAUUGUGUCUGAUGGGCUACUAAAUUAUGAUUUAAGAAUUGUGCAACAUAAACAUUGUACUGGCAGUGCUACUCAUCUUUUGCUGUCAUAAAAUGUGCUUGGUAAUAUCCAAGAGUGUGAGAUGGGUAUUUGUUAGAAUAGUUAUUCCUGUUGAAAACAGUAAUAUAGGAUCAUGGAUAUUAUUAUUAUUUGGAAUUGUUGUACAAAUGUGUUGCUUCUUAUAAGUGAGUUGCUUAUGUUGACACAAAGGUAACUGGUCAUUUCUGAAUGUUAAUAUUUAAAAAAUUGCAAUCAUUGGAACUUCUCUCUUGUAAAAUUGAGACUUUGUGAAUAGAAUUCUCUUAAAGGGUGGGAUUUUUCGGACAAACAAGAAAACUUGUAAAUAGCAACUUACACUUUUUUUCUCCACUCUUUUAGCUCUGCUGUAAUCUUUCAGUGCACGGGAAAGUUUGGGUACAUUUUUAAAAACUGUUUGAAAUCUUGCAAAUCUGUGGUUUCAAGAGGUGUUUGCAGACCUGAAAACAAUUUUUAAAAAUGUAGCGAUGGACUGCCUGUGAAUGUCAGUUUGUGUGGAAAAAGUAUUGCAUUGAUUUACUGUGUAAUUAAAGUUUGUGUUUGAAAGUUUA
Stylophora pistillata is the source of this 3532-nucleotide messenger RNA. RefSeq names its product interferon regulatory factor 2-binding protein-like B. The record is from RefSeq and is a predicted model, not a curated record. Gene Ontology annotation, molecular function: transcription corepressor activity. Gene Ontology annotation, cellular component: nucleus. Lineage: Eukaryota; Metazoa; Cnidaria; Anthozoa; Scleractinia; Pocilloporidae. Gene Ontology annotation, biological process: regulation of transcription by RNA polymerase II.